AUGUGUACAUUCUUGAGACGACAGUUACCGAGCGCCCCAUCCCCACACACCCAAACCCAGUGAGAGCGUGAGGCACGGCGCCAGUCGCCGACCAUGGAGAAUGAGGCGCGCGAAUCCCAUGGGACCGCACGGAACCGGGCACGGAGCGGCGACGGCGGCGAGGAUUUCAUCACCAGGCUCCCCGACGACGUCCUCGGCACCAUCAUCUCCCUCCUCCCCACCCAGGACGGCGGCCGCACGCCGGUUCUCUCCCGUCAAUGGCGCCACCUCUGGCGCUCCGCACCUCUCAACCUCGAGAUCGGCACCCGACCCCCCGACGCCGACGCCGACGGCCCCGUCCCCACCGUCCCACCCUCCGCUGUCUCCCAGAUAAUCUCCCAGCACCAUGGCCCCGCACGCCGAUUCUCCUUCCACUGCCGCGGCCACGACGACCUCUGCGCCCAGGCGGAGAGCUGGCUUCACUCCCGAGCCCUCGCCAACCUCGAGGAGCUCGACAUCGCCUACGCCUGCCCGCGGCUGCUGGCAUCAGUGCUCCGCUCCGCAUCCACCACCAUCCUGGUUGCCAAGAUCAACGAGUGUAAUUUCCCUGGCGAGAUCGUGCCGGCCAUGAGUUUCCCCAAUCUCAAGAAGCUUACCCUGUUUGACACUUCCAUCUCAGAGGACGUCUUCCACGCACUGCUCUCCGGCUGCCAUACCUUGGAGAGCUUAUACAUGGCCGAAGUUUCUGGUGCUGGUCGCCUCCGUGUUAGCUCGCCAACUCUCAAGACCAUUAUCUUCAGUCAUAGCUCCAGUGAAAUGGCAGAACUGGUGAUCUUGGAUGCUCCUCGCCUUGUAAGGCUACUAUUGCCUCGUUAUUACGAAAGUGACCGUGUGAUUAUCAGGGUAACUAGGGCGCCUAUGCUGGAGAUAUUGGGCCCUUUCAUAGCCGCCGUCUCCAAGAUCCUACUCUUUCAGGUAGCAGCAAAUAUCCUACUCUAUCAGGGAAUAAGCCCGGUCAGCUUGGCAAACUCGAUGCGCACCGUCAAGGUUUUGGCUCUCAGAUCUUCUGCAGAUAAGUUGCAUGCAGUUCUUAACAUCCUCAGGUGGUUCCCCUGUUUGGAGAGGCUCCAUGUCACUUUUCGUAAACACCAUGAUAGGGAUCAGAAAAAUGAGCCUCAGCAUGAACCACCGCAUCCAAUCGAAUGCCUUGAGACCCAUCUAAAAAAAGUGGUAUUUAAGCCAUUCGAGGGCUAUGGGAAACAGGUUGACUUUGCCAGGUUCUUUGUGUUGAGUGCAAAGGUGUUAGACAAAAUUGAAUUUGAAACACAUAAUCACUACGGCACUGAAAUGGUGGGUUAUGAACACAAGCUGCUACAAGUGGAAAACAGAGCCUCUCGACACGCUCGGUUUGUAUUCAAGACUUCAUACUGACUGAGUACCAUGUCAGUAAGCAUAUCCAUGAUUGGUUGGUCAGUAGCCGUCUAGCCGACCCCUUCCGACAGCCUUAGAAAGGGUUAACGCCUGAAGAUUGAGGUGUCUUGUGCUCAUUUGGUAGAUGGUGUUGAUGCCUGAAGAUUGCACCAUCUUCCGCUGUUUGCUCUGUUUCUAGUCUGUAGUUCCAGUAACUUAUUGUAUUAAAGUUUGAGUUUACUGAAAUGUAACUUGGUGCCAUCUGUCUUGUACAAAUUAGCUGCUCCCUCUGUAAAGAAAUUUAAGAUCUUUUAGAUCACUAGCUAGUAAUUUUACUCUUUCCUAGAGCAAGUAUAGCAUUGGAUUUGGCUAAGGACCUGAAAAUAAUGUUGGCUUUGGCAGGGAUCCUUGUGUGUACUGCUUCAUGCUUGUCAACUUGUUCUCUGCAUUGCUGCCAGAGAGAUUUAGAUUUUCUAGACAUGUUCGUAGCUUGCAGAACCAGGAGGCUUUUGCUGGAUCCUUGUCACGGUGGCCUGUGGGUGGAGUAGGCUUUCCCUGGGUAGUAGAAGAGAUCCGAGGUCUUGAAAGUAUGGUUUUGACGAGAUUGACUUCAUUUUUGUUGUAGGAGUGGUGAACACUUGAUGGCAGUUACUGAAAUUUCUUUCAGUAUACUAACUACUGCAGGAUGGCUGUGAAUAAGAAUGCUACUGUACCAAGUACGGUGGGCACAAUUUUUUCUUUUCUUUUCAAUACAAUCUUGUACGAAUGCUAUUGAGUGGAGCCAAGCUCAUUGCAUGGCAACAGCUACUGCUCAGGUGCUCAAGGAUUUAUUUUAGAAACCUGGGUAUUGCGUCAACAUGUGCAGUUUUCAGUUAGAAGCAUGACGAACGAGAGGUUCAGCUUCCUCCCAGUUUUAUGUCCUACUGAAGAUACUUUGCCCACCUUUUUUUUUCGAAAAGGACUUUGCCCACCUUCAAAGAGAAUACUUUGCCCAAUCGAAAUUCAUGGGGCGAUGCACCUGUUCCUAAAUGUGCUCUUGCUAUCUCAUGUGAAGAGGCCUGCAGAUUUAUUUAUUUAUUUAUUGUGAAAAAAACUCAGAUCUGUUAUAAAAAGUUCACCAGAAAUACAAAAUCACCUAAACACAGAGUAAAAAUUACGUCAAGGUCCCUGGAUCACCGCCGCUACCAAAACGAGCCACCGACGCGCCUGUCGCCGCUCCCAAAAUGGAGCCGGUCUGGCCUUAUAUAUGGCAGCCUACGA
Molecule: messenger RNA, 2649 nt
Organism: Aegilops tauschii subsp. strangulata
Lineage: Eukaryota; Viridiplantae; Streptophyta; Magnoliopsida; Poales; Poaceae
Product: F-box/LRR-repeat protein At4g14103
Molecular function (GO): protein binding
Source: RefSeq, a predicted model, not a curated record